AUGUCCAACCCAGAUGACUCUAUCAUGCUCCCUCAACCUAUAGGCACUCUCGGUACCCUCUUCCUAGUCAAACGUAAGGCAGGAGUAGAUCUUCAGAGCUUUCCAAUAGAUUCUGAACAGGUCACCAUAGGGCGUGAUUACGAUUGCGAUAUCCGACUUUAUUUUUCAGACGUCUCUAAACUUCACUGUGAAAUCAGCUUCGAUCCGAGCAAUGGACGGGCAACUCUCAAUGUCUUGGGGUCAAAUGGACUGUAUCACACUCCUGCCGAGGGCAUGUCUACUCAUUACCAGCCGCCGUCAGUGAUCGAACUGUCCGACAGGGACACAUUCUCCAUUCGCAAAAAGGUCUUUCGUUUCGAGUAUCCAACUCCUGGAUUGACAGAGGAUAUAGCUGGACUCAUGUCGCCUAUCGUCAAGUCUUCUACGUUACCGCCAGCUUCGCCUUCCCCCAACAAGGAUUGGCCCUCCGACGCAACUCAGCCUUUCCAUAGGAGGGCCUCUCAUCGAAUGUCCCUUGUGCCUCCAGGCAAAACAUUCGUACCCUUUUCGCCUGCCAAACCGAGUCGACGGCACAGCGUGCUAGGUUUGGGCGAUGCGAGCUCGACUGGAAUGAUGCCCGGAUCUGGGCUGAAUCACGAGAUACCUCAAGAGGCCGACGAGAACGAACAGAUGGAAGAUGCCCCUGCAGACCUACUCGUCGAUGUUACUGAAGGGGAAGAUGGCGAUGUCGUGUAUUUGGAGGUGAAGGAUGAAGACCUCAUGGCCGGUCACUCGGUGAAGCCCAUCUAUCAAAGAUCCUUCUCGACUCCACAGCCAUCCCGCAAGCUAACACCACGCAAUACCUCCGCGGUGCCACGCACUCGCACAUUUCUGCCAAUCCCUACCCUCAGCCCAGCCCCUCCGCCUCAAGCGAUGGCUCGGCAGCUCGUACCAGCCCAAGUGGCACUGUCCACUCCACGAGGGUCGUCAUCUUUACGUAAAUCACUUCUGCUUCGUUCGGCCCGUAGGGUGUGGGAAGAAAAUCUCUCUCCGGGCCUGGAGGGAGCCAUACAAUCCGGCGAUGUGGAGAUAAAGCGCAAGAGUCUCAGCCCCAAGUGGACGGGGAAGAAGAGCUUGACCCCUCGACCAUCUCUUGGGAGCGAUGAUGAUAGUGAGAGUGAUGAAGAUCAGGGGGACAAUCAGAUACAACAACAGGAGACGACGGAGGAAGCUCAAGCGGUGCCUUCAAACGAAGAAGAUAUGGAUAGCCUCGAGGCUGAUAUAUCUCUUGAUCUGGAGGUGAAUACUCUAUAUGGUGACCCGCUGAUCAAACAGACAGAGGAUCAUAUCUCCGAGCUUGCUGCCCAGCUCAAUAUCGAGCAAAUGGAGAAUGACGGAUACGACGAGGAUGACUAUGAGAUGGAGGAGGAAGCCGAGGUGAACGGAGACCAAGAGGCCGGAUUUGUCGAAGCCACGGGCGACGCUCCUCGGAGUGACGAGCUACCUCCUGCUGAAAUCGGAGUCGAAGAGGAGAUGGACGUUGUGGGAACGCCCGUCGCCCGACAUUCAUCAAUUAACCGGUAUUUCACCCCGCAAGUCCAUCGGUAUGGAUCUGACCAGUCUCGUCGCUCAUUGGCGUCAAUCGGCGGACCUCCUGUUCGCUUCGAGCGUCUUCCAGUGACUCCUAACGUCCACGGAGGUUCUGUGGUACGCACCGUUCCGACCCCGGGUACCAUGGGUCCACCUAGUCGACGCCUCAUGUAUCCGCCAUUGCCCGUGCAGUCAGAGAUGGUAAAGCUCCCCCAAACGCCAGCGAAAGUACCAGAGAGUCCUGCGUUGUUGGCAGAGGUCAAACGUCGACGAGAAACUUUAGCCACUCCUCGGGCUCUCCCUGCACCCCCUCCCAGCUUCAAAACACCGAUCCACUCCACAUCUCUCGUCAAGUCGAUGUCACACCCAGCUCUAGCAGGUUCACCAGAGUCCAUCGCCAGCCCCGACAAAGUCCCUAACACCCCCAUGAAUGCGCUCAAAAAACGUAUGCAAGAUCUACGUCAACAGAGCGUUCAACGUCAGGUGGCGCGCGAGAAUCGGAGAGCGACAAUGGGUCUCGCAAUGCCCGAAACGCCCAUGAGACCCAAUAUGAACAAGUCGGCCUCCUUCACCGUUGGACCUGCGAGACGAUUCGUUCAAUUUGGUAGUGCCCCAACACCAAGGUUCAGAGCGAAGCCUGAGCUCGAUGUAGUCCCUUCGAGUCCUGCCAAGUCGGAGAAUGAACCAGUCGAGCCGACACAAUCUCCCGUCCGGGUAAUUUCUCCUCGAAAACAAGCCACGCCGCCAACACCCCCAUUCAAAGGCAUCAGAGAAGUGUCACCUCCUCCCCAGCAACCGAAGACACCCUUUAUGGGAGAUCUCAAGACUCUCUUCCCAGCGGAAAUCGACCAGGAAACGCCUUCAAUGACAGGAAUCAAGGAGAUGUUGCAGCCUCCUCCUGUCAUCCCGCCCACUCCGAGUUUUUCAGGCAUGAAGAGUCUGUUCCAAGCUCACAAGGAAGUUGCGACUCCCAGUAUGGAUGGUGUGGCGGAGAUGUACGAGCUGGCAGGAUCGCAACUUCGGAUUGAGGAGAGUACAGCGGAAGUCGAGGCGGCGGAGGAACCGGUGGUUAUCAAAGUCUCGGUGGAAAAAGAGUCACGUUCUGCUCGAUCGCGUGCUGCUACAAAGCGUCAAGCCUCGCCUACGAAGACCGUCAAGCCCACUUCAUCAGCUCCUCGGGCCUCACCACUCCCAGCUACAAUCACGGAGCCCGUACAAGGCGCUAACGGCACAACGAGCAAAAUACCCACACGACGAGGCAAGACUGGUACCGUACCACCCACAACGGAUGAGACACGCAGCAAGUCGACGCGAGGGAGAAAAGGAACCGCCAGUGUCGAGCCUGCUCCCGUCGAGACCGGAGUGAAGGUAACAAAAUCGCGGUCGACAAGGUCAAAGACGGCUGAAGUGCCUGCCCCUACGCCUGUAACAGAAGUAUCUGAACAAGUGGAAGAGAAACCAUCUGUCAAGACGAGUACAACUUCACGUUCUCGUUCCACUCGGUCCGUCAAAGCAGUCGAGCCUAUGACACAGGAAGUUUUAUCCGUUCCAUCAGUCGAGCCACCCAGCAAGCGCGGGAGGAAAAAAGCAUUAAACGAGAGUACUCCUCAAACCGUACUCGAACCGGAUCUCGAGACUGUCACUAAGCCCACGUCGAAGUCGAAACGUGCGCCUGCCAGUCACCCAGGAGUGAAGAGUGCAAGUAGGACAAUAAUUGAAAAGGAGAAAUCUGAACCUUCUCGGAUGACGAGAACGAAGACGGUGGAGACGAAAGGAAAGGAGAACGAGCCGGAAGUGGAUAUGAAGAAAGCGGUGAGGACGAGGGCGGCAGUGGGAGAGAACGUAGUAAAAGAGGCUCCUUCGAGAUCUACAAGAAGCAGGAAAUGA
Molecule: messenger RNA, 3456 nt
Organism: Tremella mesenterica DSM 1558
Lineage: Eukaryota; Fungi; Basidiomycota; Tremellomycetes; Tremellales; Tremellaceae
Exons: 7
Coding region: 1-3456 (1151 amino acids)
Molecular function (GO): protein binding
Source: RefSeq, a predicted model, not a curated record